AGGUUAACACGUCAGCUGCCGAAGGCAGAUAACUUGCCGAGACACGAAUCCAGAGAAGAGCCGAGGAGACGAGCGAAAAGGCCACGUUUUCUUCUCCCCGUCGUCGCGGUGACAGCUUCAUCUAUGGAACCUCUCUUCUUGCCCUCCCUCUGUUCCCCAUGUAACACCUUCCCGACGAUCGCGUUUCCGGCCGCACAACCUUCUUCUUGGCCAGUCGAACCUCCUCGGAACUAAUUUUUUCCUUUCACAUCAAAUCCGUGUCGUUGCGUGUGAAUUCGUUGAGGCAUGAGAGGUGCGAAGUUUCCAUCUUCGCCUCGUCUUAUCGGAUUGUGAUGACAUUGGAUCGUUGGGUCAUUGAGUGGGUGUUUUUCUUUUUUGUUGGAUGUUCUUUAUUUGUUUCGACGGGUAAUGGAGACUUGAUAGGUUUUGAUUUAGCGCGACGGAAGAAUCGGAUGCUUUUGAUAGGUUUUUUGUGUCAUUCUCCACUACGUGAAAUUGGGGUUCUGUCAAUCCGUCGGUCUCUUGCAGUUUGUCUGGAAGCUUUUGCAUACAUCAUGAUCAAGUGCAUAUAUUUAGUUCUCCUUGUUGUUGUUGUUUGGGUUUGUCCGAGGGCCUAGUUUAUGCCGGACUUCGGGUGGGGGUGCAGUAGGGCGGUGGUUGGGGCUUUGUUGAAGCCUUAUGAUGGAAGGUGGUCAUGCAUUUGGAAAGCUUCCCGAUCAUCUCCUUACAGAAAUUUUUGUCCGCGUACCUAUCUGUGAGUGGUCUCAGAUCUCAUGUGUCAACAAACACUGGGCUGAGAUGUUUCGAGGGGAGAGUUUGUGGCAAACUGCUAUCAUCAGGACCUGGCCUUUUGCUGUUCAAAGGGCACGAUGGCCUGGACCCAUUCCUCGUGGUUUUGGUAUAAGGAGAUAUGCUGCAUUAUAUGUCAGUGAACACUUUUUUCCAUCAAAUGGUGAAACUGGUGAACUUUUAGGUAACACUUAUUUGUAUCUGAAAGAGCAGCUGGAGCUUUCGUUAAUGCCUCCUCCAUCUAGCAUACUUCGUGGAACCAUAAUUGAUCAGUUUAUUGCCUGUGGUAGGUCAAGAGACGAGGCCCAUGAGCUAGCCUCAGAGAUUUGGCUAGCAGUCAUCAACAAUCUUGAAGAAAAUAAGCACACGUUUUUGCUGUUAAAACGCUUUGCACAAGAAGGAGAUCUUUUUCUUCCGUUUCCCUACUCAAGAUCUUAUAAGGUGUUGUGGAGGGUGUUCGAGAAGCCGUUCACCGACUUCCGUGAUUGUUUGAGCCGUGCUGAUUUCUAUGAUGUGUUGGCCUGCGCCAAGUCCAUGUUCCAGCCAAUCCCAUCCACUUGGCUGGGAUACUAGCUCUGUAUGUAUUUGUUAGUUGAGUGACUGUUCCUGUAAUUGUUCUUAGAUGGUUCCAGUAAUUGUCUUAGAUUGUGCCAAUACCCCUUAGCUCUAGACCAACUCUGACAACAAGUAUAUGUUCCUUUGGAUAACUUGAUUGUUUGCAGAUUCAUACAUCACAAUUACAUGCACAACUUUUUCCA
Messenger RNA from Musa acuminata AAA Group (dessert banana), 1547 nucleotides. RefSeq lists its product as uncharacterized. The record is from RefSeq and is a predicted model, not a curated record. Bases 679 to 1362 code for a protein of 227 amino acids. NCBI's taxonomy places the organism in Eukaryota, Viridiplantae, Streptophyta, Magnoliopsida, Zingiberales, Musaceae. The transcript is spliced from 4 exons. Gene Ontology annotation, molecular function: protein binding.